Messenger RNA from Ostrinia nubilalis (European corn borer), 913 nucleotides. Its product is annotated as RWD domain-containing protein 4. NCBI's taxonomy places the organism in Eukaryota, Metazoa, Arthropoda, Insecta, Lepidoptera, Crambidae. The record is from RefSeq and is a predicted model, not a curated record. Gene Ontology annotation, molecular function: protein binding. The transcript is spliced from 5 exons. The coding region runs from base 111 to 680 and encodes 189 amino acids.
GCUUUGUCAAAAAACAGCUGAUUGAAUUUUGGAAGUGCUGGCGUGUUGUAGUGGUAUUUUACCAUAUUUUACACAAAAAGGAUUCAAAAUCGAAUUUGUAGAAGUAUAAAAUGUGUGAUGAUGCUGAACAACAAGCUGAGGAGGUGGAAGUGCUGAAGUCAAUUUAUGACGGCGACGAAGGCUUCAAACAAGUGGAUUCUAAAACCUAUCAAUAUAAGUAUGUGGAUGGAGAGAAGUCAUUUAUUCUAGAAAUAACAUGGGGUCCUACAUAUCCAACAGAAAAACCCAACUUCAAUUUAGAAAUAUUUUACAAUCAACAUUUAAUACCUUCAGUGAAAGAGAAGAUCUUAUCGAUUGUGAAUGCAGAAGCAGAACAAUGGAUUGGUUGUGCUAUGACAUAUACUCUAUUCGAAUGCCUAAAGGAGAAGGUUCCUGAAAUAUUGGCCGAGCAGACUGAGGAGGCGAUUGUGUCUUCGAGAGUUGAGAAAAUAGUUAUUGAAGAUCAGGUGGAUACCAGCAAAAAAACGGAGAAGAAAGAACAACUAACUAAGGCUCAGAAGCGCAGAGCGUGGGACAAAGCCGAAAUUGGUCGUGGUGGAGAGAAACCCAGAGGGUGGGACUGGGUGGACAUCGUCAAGCACCUAUCCCAGGCCCCUCACCAUCCCACUCCCACCUCAUGACACUAGCGGGGCGUAGACUGAAAUGAAUACUUUCUAAAGCCCGGUCUCCGAGCACGUACAAUUUUGUCCAAUGACCCCAAGCUACCCAUCCUUAUUGCUGUACCCUGCGGAACACCAGUCACGAGGUCGCGCCAGUGGGAAAUAAUUUUAUCUAAACGUACGGCCUGUUGGCGACCGCAGAGGUAGGAAGCGAACCAAUUCAUAACGACAGGUGACAUAUUGUAGCGGGAUAA